Messenger RNA from Yarrowia lipolytica CLIB122, 462 nucleotides. RefSeq lists its product as uncharacterized. NCBI's taxonomy places the organism in Eukaryota, Fungi, Ascomycota, Dipodascomycetes, Dipodascales. The record is from RefSeq and is a predicted model, not a curated record.
AUGGCCUCCCAGAAACGACUCAUCAAGGAGCUGGCAGCAUACAAGAAAGACCCCAAUCCUUGCCUAGCAUCGCUCACAGCCGACGGCGAUAGUCUCUACAAAUGGACUGCCGUCAUGAGAGGAACCGAGGGCACUGCAUAUGAAAACGGUCUCUGGCAGGUGGAAAUCAACAUCCCCGAAAACUACCCGCUACAGCCACCGACCAUGUUUUUCCGAACGAAAAUCUGCCACCCAAACAUCCACUUUGAAACCGGAGAGGUGUGCAUUGACGUUCUCAAGACGCAGUGGUCCCCAGCAUGGACCAUCUCUUCUGCAUGCACCGCAGUGUCGGCCAUGCUAUCUCUGCCAGAACCAGAUUCGCCUCUUAACAUUGACGCAGCCAAUCUCGUGCGAUGUGGCGACGAAAGCGCCAUGGAAGGUCUGGUUCGAUAUUACGUCAACAAGUAUGCAUCGGGAAACUAG